Molecule: messenger RNA, 886 nt
Organism: Tricharina praecox
Lineage: Eukaryota; Fungi; Ascomycota; Pezizomycetes; Pezizales; Pyronemataceae
Product: methyltransferase type 11
Exons: 4
Coding region: 126-860 (244 amino acids)
Source: RefSeq, a predicted model, not a curated record
AAGGCGCUCGAGAGAGAGAAAAGAAAAAAACCCCUCGGCGGCAGCAGCAGCGCGAGUAGGACGAUAUAAACCACCAUCGCCUGUGCCCCUCGCCUCCCCCGGGCAGACCAGACCAGACAGACAAGAUGAAGACGCCACUGGAGCACUCGCUGUGCGCACACACAACGCUCACGACCCCGACGGCGCUGCGGCUGCUGAACCUGCGACCGCCCGAGAGCGUGCUGGAGCUCUCGUGCUCGACCGGACACCUGUCGCUCGCGAUGGGCAAGUUGGGCGCGAAGGUGCUCGCUACGGACUCGUCGCGUGCCCUCUUGGACCUCGCUGAGGAGCGCGCCGGCGAAGUCGUCGCUUCGUUUCAUACCCUCGAUGUCACUAGUAUUCCGCAGCUGGAGGUUCUUGCGGGAACGGUCGAGAAGGCGGCUGGGUUCGAUGCUGUGGUGGCGAAUAUGGCGCUCACUGGGUUCGAAACGCUCGAGCCGUUAGCAGCGGUGUUGCCGAGGCUGCUGAGGCCAGGGGGAAGGUUCGUGGCCACAGUGAUGCACCCCUCCUUCAACUCGCCCGGCGCGCACCGGACGCUACAGGUCCGGGACGGAUCGACGGUACGGAGCGUCUGCGUGGGGAGAUACAUGGAUAUCCCCCCGCAGGUGGUGGAGGGGCAGCAGGACUAUUUCCACCGGCCGUUGGAAGAGUUGUUGCGCCCGUUUUUGGCGGCUGGGUUGGUGCUGGACGGGCUCGAGGAGCCUGUGUUUACGGGUGAGGAUGUGGGAGAGGGGGAGGUGUCGUGGAUGCGGUUUACACAGAUUCCGCCGGUGCUCGGGUUCAGGAUGAGACGAGGAGGGGGAAGAUAUAAUGGCGAGUGAGAUAUAAUGUUUAUUACGAAGCAUCA